This is a messenger RNA of Symphalangus syndactylus (siamang), 2058 nucleotides long. RefSeq names its product tyrosine 3-monooxygenase/tryptophan 5-monooxygenase activation protein eta (gene YWHAH). Lineage: Eukaryota; Metazoa; Chordata; Mammalia; Primates; Hylobatidae. The record is from RefSeq and is a predicted model, not a curated record.
CGCGCCCCCUCCUCCGGCUCCGCAGUCUCUUGCCCGGCUUUCCCUUCUCCUCCUCCAUCUCUGCGGCGAUAAAAUGCAGCACUCGCAGAGCGCCUGCGCGGCUUUCAGGCCGGGCGGCGGCGGCGGCAGUGGCUAUUUAUAGUAGGUGACGUCACCUUGAAAUAGACCGUUAGGGCCGGCCCGCCCUUCCCCCCUCCCACUCCCGCCGCUCGCCGCCGCCCGGCCUGGCCACUCUCACUGCGCAGGCGUCGUCCCGUUCUCCCAUCCCCCAGCGCGGCCGCCUCUCCUCCUUCGGCGGUGUCCGCGGCGCGAGCCACAGCGCGCGGGGCGAGCCAGCGAGAGGGCGCGAGCGGCGGCGCUGCCUGCAGCCUGCAGACUCCGGCCGGCCGGCGAGCCAGUGCGCGUGCGCGGCGGCGGCCUCCGCAGCGACCCGGGAGCAGACUGACUGGCGGCGGGCGGGCUAGCGAGCCAGCGGUGUGAGGCACGAGGCGAGGCCGAGCCGCGAGCGACAUGGGGGACCGGGAGCAGCUGCUGCAGCGGGCGCGGCUGGCCGAGCAGGCGGAGCGCUACGACGACAUGGCCUCCGCCAUGAAGGCGGUGACAGAGCUGAAUGAACCUCUCUCCAAUGAAGAUCGAAAUCUCCUCUCUGUGGCCUACAAGAAUGUGGUUGGUGCCAGGCGAUCUUCCUGGAGGGUCAUUAGCAGCAUUGAGCAGAAAACCAUGGCUGAUGGAAACGAAAAGAAAUUGGAGAAAGUUAAAGCUUACCGGGAGAAGAUUGAGAAGGAGCUGGAGACAGUUUGCAAUGAUGUCCUGUCUCUGCUUGAUAAGUUCCUGAUCAAGAACUGCAAUGAUUUCCAGUAUGAGAGCAAGGUGUUUUACCUGAAAAUGAAAGGUGAUUACUACCGCUACUUAGCAGAGGUCGCUUCUGGGGAGAAGAAAAACAGUGUGGUCGAAGCUUCUGAAGCUGCCUACAAGGAAGCCUUUGAAAUCAGCAAAGAGCAGAUGCAACCCACGCAUCCCAUCCGGCUGGGCCUGGCCCUCAACUUCUCCGUGUUCUACUAUGAGAUCCAGAAUGCACCCGAGCAAGCCUGCCUCUUAGCCAAACAAGCCUUCGAUGAUGCCAUAGCUGAGCUGGACACACUAAACGAGGAUUCCUAUAAGGACUCCACGCUCAUCAUGCAGUUGCUGCGAGACAACCUCACCCUCUGGACGAGCGACCAGCAGGAUGAAGAAGCAGGAGAAGGCAACUGAAGAUCCUUCAGGUCCCCUGGCCCUUCCUUCACCCACCACCCCCGUCAUCACCGAUUCUUCCUUGCCACAAUCACUAAAUAUCUAGUGCUAAACCUAUCUGUAUUGGCAGCACAGCUACUCAGAUCUGCACUCCUGUCUCUUGGGAAGCAGUUUCAGAUAAAUCAUGGGCAUUGCUGGACUGAUGGUUGCUUUGAGCCCACAGGAGCUCCCUUUUUGAAUUGUGUGGAGAAGUGUGUUCUGAUGAGGCAUUUUACUAUGCCUGUUGAUCUAUGGGAAAUCUAGGCGAAAGUAAUGGGGGAGAUUAGAAAGAAUUAGCCAACACAGGCUACAGUUGAUAUUUAAAAGAUCCAUUUAAAACAAGCUGAUAGUGUUUCGUUAAGCAGUACAUCUUGUGCAUGCAAAAAUGAAUUCACCCCUCCCACCUCUUUCUUCAACUAAUGGAAAACUGUUAAGGGAAGCUGAUACAGAGAGACAACUUGCUCCUUUCCAUCAGCUUUAUAAUAAACUGUUUAACGUGAGGUUUCAAUAGCUCCUUGUUUUUGCCUCUUUAAAUUAUGACGUGCACAAACCUUCUUUUCAAUGCAAUGCAUCUAAAAGUUUUGAUACUUGUAACUUUUUUUUUUGUUGCAAUUGUUUAAGAAUCAUGGAUUUAUUUUUUGUAACUCUUUGGCUAUUGUCCUUGUGUAUCCUGACAGCACCAUGUGUGUCAGCCCAUGUCAAUCAAGAUGGGUGAUUAUGAAAUGCCAGACUUCUAAAAUAAAUGUUUUGGAAUUCAGUGGGUAAAUAAAUGCUGCUUUGGGGAUAUUA